Molecule: messenger RNA, 2262 nt
Organism: Nelumbo nucifera (sacred lotus)
Lineage: Eukaryota; Viridiplantae; Streptophyta; Magnoliopsida; Proteales; Nelumbonaceae
Source: RefSeq, a predicted model, not a curated record
UCUGUGUAGAGAGAGAGAGAAGACUUCGUAGGGUCUUCAGAAUCUCCGUUCUCCGAUCCUUCACCAGAAACGGCGAGUAGAGUAGGAUUUUUGGAUAGGGUUGGGGUUUCGAGGCAAUUUUAUCAGGGUUUCGUCGUUGGAGGAAUCGAAUCAGAUUUGCCAGGGAAAUUGAAGUUGAGACGUUGGGACUGCAGUGUUUUUGUCCUAUUUUAGGGUUUGGAAAGACCUUUGUUUCGAUCUCUUUGGUUUUGUGUUCUGUGUGGUUGGGAGUUUGAUGGUUCAGCCAAUGAAUUCCGGUGAUAUCCGACCGGAAUCUGAGGCGUCAUGUCGGAAUAAGUUGCCGGUGAAGUUGGAAAUUCAAGACACUUUAGACGAAGAACACGGUCCGCUCGAGAAGAAGCCUAAGAUCCCCCCGCCUAACCAGCAGCAAUGGAGCUCGGGAAGCAGCGCGUGUCCAAUCCCUCCAUCACAAUAUAAUCCACUUGAUGAGCCAAGCCCAUUGGGGUUACGGCUGAAGAAGAGUCCGUCGCUUUUGGAUUUGAUUCAAAUGAAGCUCUCUCAGGGAAAUGCUCAUACAUUAGGAGAUGGACCAAGUGAACAUCUUGAAUUGGAUAAAAAGAUGGACUCUAAGGGCCCAGCUUCAGGUGCCACUGAUAAGCUGAAGGCUUCCAACUUUCCAGCGUCACUUCUGAGAAUUGGGACUUGGGAGUGUGUUUCGAGAUAUGAAGGCGAUUUAGUGGCAAAGUGUUACUUUGCCAAGCACAAACUUGUAUGGGAGGUUCUUGAAGGAGGUCUCAAGAGUAAAAUAGAAAUCCAAUGGUCAGAUAUCAUGGCUCUGAAGGCAAAUUGCCCUGACAAUGGACCUGGAACUUUAGAUAUAUUGCUCGCCAGGCAGCCUCUUUUCUUUAAGGAGACUAAUCCACAGCCAAGGAAGCACACCUUGUGGCAGGCAACUUCAGACUUCACUGGUGGACAGGCAAGCCUACACAGGCGACAUUUUCUGCAGGUGCCACAGGGGUUGUUAAAUAAGCAUUUUGAAAAGCUUAUCCAGUGUGAUCUCCGAUUAAACUUGCUGAGUCAACAACCGGAGAUAGUAUUAGAUUCUCCAUUUUUUGAAACAAGAGGUUCUGUUUUUGAGGAUCGACAUGAAAACAAAUGCCAUGGUUUUGAUGCUUUGAACAGUGAUUAUGCAACCCGGUUCUCUGCUCUCCGGGACACACCAUCUCCAUCUGCUGUUCAAUCUUCUGUGAAGAGUGAACUACUUGAUACUGUUAGAAGAACACCAGAGCAUUUAUCCAGGGAAACACCUUCCCCCAGCUCAGUGAUGGAUGCCCAUGCAAUUGAAGAAAACAGCAGCGGUCAGGCUGAAGAAUCAAGGGAGAUAAUCCAGUGGGAUCAGAUCAAAGUGCCUGGAAUACAUCCGUCAAUGUCAAUGACUGACCUGGUGAACCACAUCGGCAAUUGCUUAUCUGAACAGAUGACAUCUGGAAAUUCACUUUUCUCUGAUGAAGAAUUGCAAAACAGGGAUGUGCUCGAGGAGAUUGCACAAUGCCUACUUGGUGAUUCUCAGCUUGCAUCAGGUUCUGAUGAUCAAUCCCUAAUGUCAAGAGUCAAUUCUCAAUCCCUCAUAUCUAGAGUCGAUUCUUUUUGCUGUCUGCUACAGAAGGAUCCUGCGUUUGCUCAGAACAAUCAAGGUAAUGAUGACUUAGAUGGGCCUGAUGAUGGCAAAGAUGGUCAACCUAUUUCAGUCCCUGACUCGACCUGCGAGAACAAGGUUCUCGGUGAUGAUACUCCAGCGACCAAGGGUGAGUCCAAUGAUGUCUCUGGAUGCAAGCAGCAACCAUCUAUAUCAAGGAAGGACUCGGUUGGUGAUCUGCUGCUUAAUCUACCCCGCAUCGCAUCUCUGCCACAGUUCUUGUUCCAUAUCUCAGAGGAUGGAGAAAAUCAAGCUAGAUAGCGAUCUUUAAUCCCACCGUGGACCAUACUUCGUUAUGUAAAAGAUGUAUUGGAGGCUUCAUUUUCUCUCCCGGAAAUGGAAAUAUGCAUGUAGCCCAUCAUAGUUCUAGGAUUCGGAGAUUUAUUUUGAUGAUGAAUCCUGAUUUCUCUAGGGAGCUAGUUGUUAGCAGUAGACUAGUAGUUCCAUUUUAGUUUGUUUCUGCAUGUUCAUGUAUAAUAAUAAAUCAGGGUUCUCAACUUCCCAUUGUAACAAUUGUGUAUCUGCCCUUAGAACUUUAACUGAAAAUUUCUUUUUGUGGUUUACCA